AUGCCUAUCUCAAAACGAAACGUAGUACAACCUUGGAGUAGACCUAAACCAACUAAAGAGGUAUUGGACUACUCAGAACUGGUUACAAUUGACUUUAGCAAGUUUGAUAAACCCAACGGCAAAUUCGAACUAGCGAAGGACUUGGCAGAAGCGCUCCAGUACGAUGGAUUCUGGGUUGUAGUUAACUUUGGUAUCCCUCAAGACUUAAUUGAUCGUCAAUUUGCCUUGGGGAAACAUUUUUUCAACAACUAUUCAUUAGAAGAGAAGAGUGCCAAAGCAUGCGAUUUUGAGAAUGGAGAUUACUUCGGCUACAAAAAGGUAGGCGCGAAAACGGUUUUUGGAACUGCAGUCAGAGAGAAUGUGGAGACUUUCAAUAUGCCUAAAUUCACCAAAGAUGAAACGUACAAAGAACUUUUGAAACAACCGUUCUACGAUGACUUUUACGAUGAGGUAUCGUCAUUUUCGAGGAUAACCCAUGAUUUACUAGUCAAGCGAUUGUACCAGUUAUUUGCUAUCAUACUUGAAUUAGAUGAGAGCUAUUUUGCAAACAAGCAUGAUUAUGAUCUCCCAAGUGACACACACUUGAGAUACAUGCAGUACCAUCCCAGAUCGUUGGAAGAUGAUGAAAGAGUGGAACGUAUUUGGUCUAGAGCACACACAGAUUUCGGCAGUUUGACCUUGCUUUUCAACCAGGAGGUUAAUGGGCUUCAGCUGAAACUGUCUGACAAUUCCUGGAAAUACGUCAAGCCCGUAUACGGAGGCGUCAUUUGUAAUAUCGGAGACACCCUUAACUUUUGGAGUGGUGGUUAUUUCAAGUCUACAAUUCACCGUGUCGUUAGGCCCCCAGAGGACCAGUUGGAUGAGCCACGUGUGGGGCUGUUUUAUUUCGACAGACCAGGAAAGACGGCAGAUAUUGAAGUUGCUCCGUCUCCUCUUCUAAAGAGGUUGGGCUUGUACAAUAAAGUAGAGCCAGUCAAUGGCCAUCAUUAUGUUCGACAAAGAGUGAAAAACUACCAUGAGUCUAGUGACUAUGGCAAAAGAGCAGGUGAAGUAUUCCAGGUUGGCCAAUUCAAAAUUCAGGAUGGAUUUGAUUAG
Messenger RNA from Komagataella phaffii GS115, 1095 nucleotides. Its product is annotated as High affinity nicotinic acid plasma membrane permease. Bases 1 to 1095 code for a protein of 364 amino acids. The record is from RefSeq and is a predicted model, not a curated record. NCBI's taxonomy places the organism in Eukaryota, Fungi, Ascomycota, Pichiomycetes, Pichiales, Pichiaceae. Gene Ontology annotation, molecular function: dioxygenase activity. The transcript has a single exon.